Tilletiopsis washingtonensis is the source of this 2954-nucleotide messenger RNA. RefSeq names its product Nop14-like protein. The transcript has 4 exons. The coding region runs from base 39 to 2885 and encodes 948 amino acids. Lineage: Eukaryota; Fungi; Basidiomycota; Exobasidiomycetes; Entylomatales. Gene Ontology annotation, biological process: maturation of SSU-rRNA. The record is from RefSeq and is a predicted model, not a curated record. Gene Ontology annotation, cellular component: small-subunit processome; Noc4p-Nop14p complex; nucleolus.
AAGCACACCACCAUCCCGCUCCUCUUCCCCACAGCACGAUGGCGAAAGGCUCGCAGCUCUCGCAGCUCAAAGCGCAGGUCGCCUCCUCCGGCAUCACAGACCGCCGGCAGGCCUCGGCGUCGUCCAAGAAGCGCAAGGCGCCGUCUUCCGCCGCCGGCGCCGCGCAGCUCGCCGAGGCCGAGAAGCGCCGCGCCGCUCUCGCCCGCCUGGGCGGUCCGAACCCCUUCGAGGAGAAGGUCGUCAAGCCGAAGCAUGAUGUGCUUGGACGCGUCGUCAAGGGCAAGACGUCGAGGCCCGGCGCUGCCAAGGCUGGUGGCCUGGCGCAGCGGAGAGAGACGCUGUUGCCCGAGCUGCAGGGCCGACAUCGCAGCGGCGCCUUCCACGACCGCCGCUUCGGCGAGGGAGAUGCCAGCAUGACGCCGGAGGAGCGCAUGCUGGAGCGCUUCACUCGCGAGCGGCAAACGGGCCGCGCUGGCGCCACGAGCAUGUUCAACCUGGAUGACGGCGAGGAGGAGGGCUUGACGCACUAUGGCAAGAGCCUGAAUCACCUCGACGAGAUGGAUGAUGUGGCGCUCGGUGACGACGAUGGCGACAUCGACGGCCUCGCCACGCAGGCGCACUUUGGCGGCUUUGGCGAAGGGGCAAAUGAGGAAGACGAAGGCCCCGAGCGCAAGAAGAGCAAGUUUGAAGUGAUGCAAGAGGUCAUGGCCAAGUCCAAGCUUGCCAAGCUCGAGCGACAGCAGAUGCGCGAGAAGGACGACGACAUUCGCAUGGAGCUCGACGAGGGCCUCGAUGACAUUCGCGCACUGCUUCUCGGCGUUCCUUCCACCUCCUCUUCCGAGCCGAAGCCUCGCUCCGUGCCUGAGCGCGCGCCGAUCCCGGGUCAAGCACCCGCAGAGCGGGAGCUAACCAAGGAGGAGCGAGAGAAGAAGGAGAGCGAUCAGUAUGAUGCCUACGUGCGCGAGAUGGCGUUUGAGAGGAGAGCGAAGCCGCAAGACCGACUCAAGACGGAGGAGGAGCUGGCGCUGGAAGAGGCGGAGAGCUUGCGCAAGGCGGAAGAGGCGAGACUGCGACGCAUGCGGGGAGAGGAGGAGCCGAAGGAAAAGGAGAAGGGCAAGAAGGCACGGAGAGCGCCCGGCGGUGAUGACCUGGACGACGACCUGGAUCUCGACGAGGACGCGGACGCGUACGGCCUCGGACAGGGCCUUGGCGACCGCGAGGAGGACGAGGAGGGGUCAGAGUCGGAGGAGGAAGAGGAGAGCGGCAGCGAGGAAGAGGGCUCUGACGCCGGCAGCGACGAGGAAGGCAGCAACGCCACAAGCGAGGAUGCCUUCGAGGACGUUGCCGACCUGGCCGAACUCUCCAAGGCCGGCGACGACGCAGAUGACGUCUCUGACGACGAAGCUUCCGCUGCGCUGAGCGGCAGCCAGCGCGCGACGACGAGCAGCAAGGGCAAGAGCAAGUCCACGAGCUCGGCUGCUUCGCUGCCUUUCACCUUCUCUUGUCCCGCGACGCACGACGAGUUCCUCUCUCUCCUCGAGGAGCACUCUGUCGCGCCGACCGAUGUGCCGCUCGUCAUCUCCCGCAUCCGUGCCCUGCACCAUGCCUCUCUCGGCGAGGACAACAAGCACAAGCUGGCCGCGCUCAUCGGCGUGCUGCUCGACCACUGUCUCUUCGUCGCUCCCGACGCCAGCGCAGGCGGAUUCCGACUCGUCGGCAAGAUCACGCCGCACCUCUUCGCGCUCUCUUCUGCCUAUCCUCGGGCAGCCGCGCAGCACUUCGUCGGCAAGCUUGCCUUGAUGCAGCGCAACCUCUCUCGCGGUCUCGCACGCGGCGCACUGCUGCCUCAGGCUCGCACGUGGCCCGGCGUGGCGGAGCUGACGCUCCUGCGGCUCGCGGGCAUCAUCUUCCCGACGUCGGACAAGACGCAUCCAGUCGCCACUCCACUCUCGCUCCUCAUCGCUCAAUACCUCGCGCACGCUCGUCUGCGCUCACUGCGCGAUCUCGCAAGUGCGACAUACCUCGUCUCGCUCGUGGCAGCACACGAGCGCGAGGCCAGACGACUGGUGCCAGAGGCACUGAAUGCGCUGCAUUCGGCAGUGCUCAUUCUGGCGCCUCUGCAUCCAGAGGGCAAGAAGGACGCAGCGACCAUCGCAAGCGCAUUUGCCAUCCCGACGCCAGACUUUGGUGCUCCGCACACGCAGCAUCUGCGCCUGAGCGGGCGCGGAGCUGGCAAGGAAGACGAGACACUGCCGAGCCUGACAGCCCUGCUCGAGGUGGCGGAUGACGAUGCGGAUGCAGAGCAGGCGAAGCGGCAACUGCUCGGCCUCUCCCUCUCGCUCAUCGCCGAGUUCGCCACGCUCUACGCGGGCAGCACUGCCUUCUGCGAGCUCUUUACGCCUUUCAACGCACUCCUUGCGCUGAUCGACCACGCUUCGCUCCCCGCCUCUCUUUCCGCACAAGUCACUCAGCUCACUAGCACGCUUACUCGUGCCCUCUCUCUCGCCGCUUCCCAACGGCGAGCCCUGCGUCUGCAAGCCCACCGUGCCAUUCCCAUUGCGUCGCACAUCCCCAAGUUCGAGCAGCGCGGCUACGACCCCUCCCGCAAGGGCCAGCACGACCCGGACACGGAGCGUGCGGCGCAGGCCAAGACUAAGGCGCUCAUCAAGAAGGAGCGCAAGGGCGCCGUCAAGGAGCUGCGCCGCGAUGCGCAGUUCGUGGCCGAGGAGAGGCGGAAGGCAAAGGAGCAGGAGGACACGAGCUAUGCCAAGAAGAUCGCCCGCGUCAUGGGCAGCCUCGGAGAGGAGCAGAGAGAAGAGAAGGUGUGGAAGCGCGAGAAGGAGAAGAUGAAGAAGGAGCGCGCCAAGCAGAAGGGCGGCAAGUGAGGCGGACACGGCGACGACGAGGGGGCUGCACCUGGCAGCGCUGUAAUAUCAGAGCACUUUGUACUACAU